CAAAACAAAAAUAUUUUGAUGAAUUUUCGUGAAUUUCGUUGAUUUUUAGCUAAAAAUGGCACUUCGGUGUCUUACCUGUGAUAUUUUAUUGGAUCCUGAAGCCGCUAAUGACCUUUAUAAAGAAGUUCCGGAGUGCAAAUCAUUCAUAAUGGCUGAAAUUUAUGAAGAUUGUCUUCAGUUGGAAGCUGCAAAGGACUCCUACGUUUGUGAUGGAUGCAAAGUUCAGCUAAUUUUGUUCUAUCAGUUCAAAUUGAAAGUUGCUGCGGUUCAUCUGAGACGAAAAAAUGAAGAAAAAUCUGAUUUAAAGUCAAUUUUAGGUACUGAAAAUGAAGAAAAAUUACCUUUGGAUCGAAGUUUUGAUGAAAAAUCUGAAGAAAAUGACGAAAAAUCCCCGGAAUUCAACUGUCCUCAAUGUUCGGCGACCUUUUUAGUUCCCUCAGCGCUCGAAAUUCACAUCAAAGGCUUACAUUCGAACGAAAAAUCCAUCAAUUGCAUCGAUUGUCAUCAAAAUUUCAACACAAAAGAGGAUUUAAAAACUCAUCAAACUGAAUUUCAUGCUUCAAAAUCGUUCAUUUGUCACUUUUGCGGCAAUACUUUCACCAAAUCCAGCCAAUUGCGGGUCCAUUUGAAGGCAAAACACGAAAAAAAUGACGAAACCAAAGCAAAUCAAGGAGUUUCAUGCGAAAUUUGUAGCAAAAAGUUGUCAAAUCAGUCGGCUUUGUAUCGUCAUCGCAUCACAAUUCACCAAAAAUUGCCCCAAAAUCGUCCUUUUUCGUGUGAAAUUUGCAAAAGUCGAUGGCCUUCGAGGAGUUCUUUGGAAAAUCAUCGUUUGAGUAAACAUUCCGGCUCGAAAAACUUCAAAUGUGCCAUUUGUGAGAAAUGUUUCGCCGUGAAAUAUCAUUUGGCGACGCAUAUUAAGCGAGUUCACUGCUAUACCAAAGAUUUCGUUUGUCACACUUGCGGAAAAUGCUUCAAAAGUCAAAAUUACCUCAAUUCGCAUUAUCUCGUGCAUUCACAAGACAAAAAUUUCAGUUGUGACGAUUGCGGGGCGUCGUUCAAGCAGGAAGCGAGUUUGUACAUUCACAAAAAAAUCCAUCGUGAAACCCAAGAAGGCGUUAAAUACAAUUGUGAUAUUUGCGAAAAGACGUUUAGGAACGCUCGAACACUGAAAAAACAUCAAAUGACGCACAAUGGACCCGAUUUGGAGUGUGAGCAUUGCGAGAAAAAGUACAGGCAGAAGGAUUCGUUGACGAAACACAUUUUGUCGGUGCAUAAAAAAGUCAAGACGCGAGUUGUGUGUCGCAUUUGUCAUAAAACGAUGUGGAAUCGGGGCAAGAUGAGGAGUCAUGUGAUGGAAGAACAUGAGGAAAAAUUAAAGGAUACGGAGAAGACGGUCGAUGAUUACCUGGAAAAUGUACAAAUAAGAGAUGAGAGAAAAAAUAAGAGGAGUUUGGAGAUUAUUAGUGUGCAAAUAUUGAAUUAAAAUAAUUUUUUUAAUGAAGAAAUU
Molecule: messenger RNA, 1507 nt
Organism: Culicoides brevitarsis
Lineage: Eukaryota; Metazoa; Arthropoda; Insecta; Diptera; Ceratopogonidae
Product: zinc finger protein 26-like
Exons: 1
Coding region: 56-1483 (475 amino acids)
Biological process (GO): regulation of transcription by RNA polymerase II
Cellular component (GO): nucleus
Molecular function (GO): RNA polymerase II cis-regulatory region sequence-specific DNA binding; DNA-binding transcription factor activity; zinc ion binding
Source: RefSeq, a predicted model, not a curated record